This is a messenger RNA of Vicia villosa (hairy vetch), 1815 nucleotides long. RefSeq lists its product as uncharacterized. The record is from RefSeq and is a predicted model, not a curated record. NCBI's taxonomy places the organism in Eukaryota, Viridiplantae, Streptophyta, Magnoliopsida, Fabales, Fabaceae. The transcript has a single exon. Bases 1 to 1815 code for a protein of 604 amino acids.
AUGGCUGAAGUUGUUAAUGGUCCUUGUGAAAGUAGCCCAAGGCGGUUCGCCCAUCUCACCAACAAUCCAGCCGCAAGACGAGCUGAGAUGAAAACAGGACUGCUGCAAAUUAUUUAUGCUAAUCCUUUUGCAGGUUUGGAUCAUGAAGAUCCAUACACUCACCUCACCCGAUUCUACGAAAUAGCUGGUACAUUAGGUGCACCAGAGGCUGAAGAGGAAGCUGUCUUCAUGAGGUUAUUUCCACACUCUUUGAUCGGAAAAGCAAAGGAUUGGUACCUCGAUCAAUCAACAGAAACCAUGACCAACUGGAAUGUGUUAGAGAGAAACUUUCUCAGCAGAUUCUUUUCUCACAACCGAUUCAUGGAUGUAAAGACAGCUAUCGCCACAUUCACCCAAUUUUCAAAUGAAACUUUGUGUGAAGCCUGGGAACGCUAUAAAUCCAUGCUACGGAAGUGUCCAAACCACGGUUUCGACGACAUGUCACAAAUCCACAUUUUCCGUAAUGGAUUAUUACCUCAACCGAAGCUUUUAAGAGACGCAACAGCUAGAGGUUCCUUGAUAGCAAAAAGUGCAGCAGAAGCAAUUUCAAUCAUUGAUAGGAUGGCCCUCACAGAUCACCAAGUUCAACACAAUCGAGGUACCGUCCAAAAGAAGCCUGGAGUUUUGGAAUUGGGUACAAAUGAUGCAAUCCUAGCACAAAACAAACUGCUCACUCAAACCGUAGAGGAAUUGACAAAACAGUUGUCCAAGCUUCCUCAACAACUCAAAGAUGUGCACGGUUCGUCAAACGCAUCACAACAAGUGGCUUUUUGUGAACUUUGUACGGGUGAUCAUCUAACUGGUUUCUGUCCCCCGAUCAACGAAGAGGUAAAAUAUAUGGGAAAUCAACAACAAAGGCAAGUUUCGUACAAUCAAGGUUAUCCACACAACAACAACGCAAGCUAUGGCCAAAACCGACCAAAUCAGUACCAAAGUUACACGCAGCCAGAUAAGCUUUCAAAGAUCGAGGAUACCUUGAAUCAAUUCAUGCAAUUGUCCAUGGCAAACCAGAAAAACACUGAUGCGUCAAUUAGAAAUCUUGAAAUGCAAGUUGGGCAAAUUGCGAAGCAACUAAGUGAGCAACAAAGAGGUACGUUUUCUGCCACAACUCAAGUUAAUCCCAAAGAAACUUGUAAUGCAAUCCCGACAAAAGGUAGUGACAUUGUUCAAGACAAAGUUGGGGAGAAUUCAAAAGGUAUAGUUGUGGAGAAAAAUCAAGAAAAAGGAAAACGUAAGGAGGAGGAAGAAAACAAUACGGAUCCUGGAAAAGUUACCUUACCGGUUAACAUUGGAAAUAUCUAUUUUUAUAGUGCUUUGGUUGAUCUUGGAUCAAGCGUCAAUCUUCUUCCAUUAUCCGUCGUGAGAAAUAUUGAAGAUCUUCACUUGAACCCUACAACAAUGAAGUUGCAACUUGCUGACAAAUCAACCACAGAACCAAUUGGCGUAAUGAAAGAUGUAAUGGUCAAAGUGGAUGGUUUUCGAUUUUCAACUGACUUUGUGGUAAUAAGCAUGAAUAAAGAUGAAGAUAGUCCUCCAAUCUUAGGUCGUCCCUUCAUAAAAGCAGCCCGAAUGAUGAUUGACGUAGAUGAAGGGAAGAUGAAAGUAAGGUUCAAAGAUGAAGAAGUAAACUUCAAAUUGUUUCAACACAAGGAGGAUGAUUAUUCCAAAGCUAAAGCUCCUGAUGAAAAAGGCCUGAUAUUGAAAAAGAUAAAUGGUAAAGAAAGGCCAAAUGAUGGUGGCAAGGACGUUUUGACAAAUUCAUACAAACCACCGUAG